AUGGCUGUUAAGCAAAACAAUACAGAAGCCAACGCUACGCCCGCACCCGCUAAUGGGAACGCAGUAGGAGGGGGCGGUACGACAGGCGGAACACUGUCGGGCGUACCGGGGAGUGGAGUAGUCGGUGGAAGUACAGUCGGAGUCGGAGUUGGCGGUGUAGUUGGUGUUGGAGGAGGCACUAAAACCAAAAAGUUAAAUCCUAAUGCAGAACUUGGAGUUGAGGUUGGUGGAAAUGUGGAAUCUGUUGAACCGGGUUGUAGUGGUGUUGGCGCUGGUGCGGCCAUUAAACCGAAGCUUAUCAUGAAAGGCAAUGCAGCCGUAAGUGGUAAUGUUAACAAUGCCGCUGACGCUGGCAAUAUUGGUGGGCAAGCCACUAAAAAUACUACUGAUAUUGCACAUAUACUACAUCUGAUUGAAUUGGUGGAACUAAAGCAGCAGCAGAUAGCAUUGGGACACGAUAUAGUUAAAAUUUAUCAUCAUUUAAUAAAUGAACUGGCACGCGUGAAGAUCCCAAGACAGACACCUGACGAACUUAAGCGUUUUAAAGAAGACAUCGUCAAGGUUGGUGCCUUCUUCAGCAAGGCCAAUGAAAAACGAGUGUAUCUUUUCUAUCUUCGGGUGGUAUGCCAGCUAAUAACACAGGGCGAAGGUGAGACACCUUCCUGUGCUAUUGCCAUAAUAUUUCAGCUCUUCAGUUCAGAGAUGGUCUUUGAGGCGGUGCAGUCUAUGCUCGAUCAUAAAAUCCCCGAACAGAAUAUAAGAAAGACUGUCAGACUACUAAGUGAAUGGCUGCGUAUGUGCAACUUUUGCCAAAACCUAAAUUUGUGGAUCAUAGCCAUAUUAAGAGGAUUACAGGAACAGCAAAAGCAAUCACUUUUCCGGGACAUUGCCUUGGAGAACAUUGAACCACUGUUUACAUCAAUAAUAUUGCCAGUGUUACGACCCAAAGUAUAUCCCAUCGUAUACCACAUGCUGUCAUCCAUUGAUCAAACACCGGCAGUGUUUCAUAAGAUUUUGCCGAAAUUCCCACGCGUCAUAAAUUAUUUGAAGCAACAAUCAAAUAGACCUGAAGACUAUGCUGAAGAAACCAAAAAGAUCCUACAAAAGUUAGUGGAUUUGACAAAGUCAUUGAUGGUGCGCUUCUACGGGUAUGAUGAUUUGUACGAAGCAGUGGAGCUGGCAAUCAAGGAUAUACCAUAUUCUUAUGGUUUACCAAGUUACGACAGCAAUACUAAAAGCGUUGAUUAUAACAAUGUGGGUGCCGAGGUUAUACCCCAUGACAGCAAUGCCAAAGUCGGUCUAGUUAAUUUAGGCAACACAUGCUAUAUGAACAGUGUUCUCCAGGCGCUAGCUAUGACCAAGGAAUUUAGUCGAGAGAUAUUAUUGUCGCAAAGUAAGUCACCAUUGCUAAUGAAGAUGCAACAGCAAAUUGCAUUAAUGCUAUAUUCGACAAGAUUCGAAUUAACACCAUCUCGUGUUUUAAAUGCCACACGACCACCUGGCUUCUCAGCAGGCUUGCAACAGGAUAGCUCUGAAUAUUUAGGCUACUUACUAGAAACGUUGCACGAACAAGAAACAUUGUUUCGUAAAAAGCAGGCAGCCGAAUCUGUAAAUAAGUCAAAAGCAGAGGCUGGUACAUCGGCUGCAAUAUCGGAUGGGGAAGCAGCUGAACCGAUUGCCAAAACACCGAAACAAGCGGACAAAGAAAACGGUUAUGUCAGCAGCGGAGAGGGGGCUACAGCAUAUUUCAACACAUCACACACACAGCAACCUUCCACAAAAGAUAAUCCCACCACCACGAACAGCAGCGGCAGCAACAUUACCACUCACGUUGAUAACAAAGCAGACGCCCAAAGCUGCGUCGGCAGCACUCCAAAUGCCUGCAAAGACAACGUAGGAGCUCAAUCCACCACUAUAGAGAAAACGUUUACUGGAACAUUGGCUACUACGUACGAGUGUCUGACUUGUGGCUGGAAGAGUCGUAUAGUCGAUAGUUUUCGUGACUUGCAGCUAUCAUUUCCUGAAGUAAAGAACGAUUGCGCCUCCAACUACUCCGUCCAGGAUCUCAUCGACUACUAUUGUUCGCCGGAGAAACUGUAUGGAGAUAAUCAAUACUUUUGUGAACGUUGCAAGAAACUUAGCGACGCCGAACGUUACAUAAAUGUUAUAAGCGCACCAAAGAAUUUAAUAUUGACAUUGAAGCACUUCAAGUAUGAUCAAAAGUAUCAUACGCGCGCCAAAUUAAUGCACAAGGUGUUUCACGACGAAAAGGUAUCUGUAAAGAUCUGCGCUGCUGACACGUUGGAGGAAACCGCCUCGGUACAUUACGAUCUUUAUGCCGGUGUCGUUCACUCGGGCUUUAGCAUGGACUCGGGUCAUUAUUAUACUUAUGCCGCUGAUGUCACCAAUAAGUGGUAUAAAUUCAAUGAUAACGUAGUAACACCUUCGAAAUCUGAGGAAUUGCACAAUCUUACACCACCCAACACACCGUAUAUACUAUUCUAUCAAAUGGGGGCACGCUCCAAUGAAGCAGCAUCCUUCACAGGUUCCACAACAAAAGUAGUCAAAGUAGAUGUGCCAAGCCCACUAUCGCUUGAGGAACUCUCGCCGGACCUGCGCAAUUAUAUUGUUCAUGAUAAUCAUGUUUUUGCUGAAGAAGUAAAGGAGCGCAUUUGUAAGAGUGGCGGCCGCGCGGCAUUACAAAGUGCACUAGCCUCAAAGCGUGGUGGUAAUGGUCGUGGAGGCGGUGGUGGACGUAGUGAUUACGAUGAUGAUAACGAUUCAGACCAACCGCCACCUUCUAGUGGCUGUGGCGGAAAUGCGCUCGACAUUAAUGUGAAUCGUUUUGUGUACUAAGCACUCUGGCUGAUGCGGAUGUUUUCAUUUUCCAUUGUGGUUUGUAAAGAAAUGUAUCGUCCGUUGUAUGGAAAUGAAGAAAGAAAUAUGAAUGAAAUUCUCGAGUCAAGAUAAAUGAACAGUCUUAUUCUGUAUCACGAACGAUAGGCAACAUGAAGGACUCGUCUGCAGAGGAAUGCUUGAAAACUUAGUCCGGCGGCAUCAUUCUAGCCGGCUUAAACGCGACCGAGACCAUUUCAACGUAAUAUACCGAAAGCAAGACGAAGACUACCGAUAGAGUAAUAAAAUCGCAACCAGAGAUGUUGUCGUCUGCAGACGAAUCGUUCAUGUUGCCUAUCGGUCGUGAUACAGAAUAAGGCUGGAAAUCGUGUAGUUAUGAGACUUUUAUUGAAUGCCUGCGGUCGGCAAAUCGAGAAAAUAAAAUUUGCAUAAAUGCAUAUAAUCCCCAAGAAUAUAACUACCUAGAAUCGAACGCCUAUUAGUCUCCGACAUAUUUAUACAUACAUGUGUAUAACAUAGAUGAAUGUAUGUUGUUAUUACUGUUAUCCUUAACUUUGUAAUUGUGUAGUAUGUUCGCCAGUAAACUAUGCAGCAGCGAGCCACAGUAGCAUAAAAUGUGAAAAUUAAGGGCAACUUUAGCGAUAAAGAUGGAAAAUUAGAUAAUAUAUAUAUGUAUGUAAGUAUUUCCGUAAAUGCGCAGCAUUCCGAAGGGAGUACUAAGCCGAAAAUUAACAAAUAUAUUCAAAAAUUUGUAUUUGUUAUUUGUAAACAGCAACUAUGUAUGUGUAAUUACUAUUCCAAUCACUAUUAUGCAAAUAGCAACAACUACAACACGUACGGUUGCAAUUCUAAUGUAAAAGUUAUGCAGCAAUACCUAUACUUUUGUGUGUAUUUUAGUAAAGAUUCGCAGAGCAGUAGUAACACCCAGUAGGAAGUGAAGCGAUCACUAUUCGGAGAGACUGUAGUUGAAGAUUAAAACAUUUAUACGAUUGGGUUAGUGUGCGUGUUUGACCGCAAGGAUGUUUGUGUGCAUGUGUGAGUGCAUUAUCCUCGUAAUUCAGUGCAUUUCUUUCAACGCUAUUUUU
Rhagoletis zephyria (snowberry fruit fly) is the source of this 3941-nucleotide messenger RNA. It is a transcript of the gene DUBAI, whose product is annotated as Deubiquitinating apoptotic inhibitor. NCBI's taxonomy places the organism in Eukaryota, Metazoa, Arthropoda, Insecta, Diptera, Tephritidae. Gene Ontology annotation, biological process: protein deubiquitination. The record is from RefSeq and is a predicted model, not a curated record. Gene Ontology annotation, cellular component: nucleus; cytosol. Gene Ontology annotation, molecular function: cysteine-type deubiquitinase activity.